Molecule: messenger RNA, 1314 nt
Organism: Miscanthus lutarioriparius
Lineage: Eukaryota; Viridiplantae; Streptophyta; Magnoliopsida; Poales; Poaceae
Source: the annotation of a GenBank genome assembly
AUGAGGAGCGCGGGUGCGGCGGCCACCGUGACGCGGCUGGCGCAGCGGGUGGUGGCCCCGUCGGCGCCCACGCCCCGUGGCCAGCUCCCGCUCUCCUGGCUCGACCGCUACCCGACCCAGCGCGCGCUCAUCGAGUCCCUCCACGUCUUCAAGGGCCGCGCUGACGCGGACGCGGACGCGGAGGCGCCCGCCAGGGCCAUUGAGCGCGCGCUGGCCGCCGCGCUGGUGAGCUACUACCCCAUCGCCGGGAGACUGGCGGUCUCCAACGAGGGGGAGCUGGUGGUGGACUGUACCGGCGACGGCGUGUGGUUCAUCGAGGCCGCGGCCAGCUGCACCCUGGAGGACGUGGACUACCUCGAGUACCCGCUCAUGGUGCCCAAGGACGAGCUCCUUCCGCACCCCAGAUAUCCCCCCGAAUCUGACCCCCUCCCUGAGGACUCGCUCAUCCUCCUUGUCCAGGUGACGCAGUUCGCGUGCGGCGGCUUCGUGGUCGGGUUCCGGUUCAGCCACGCGGUGGCGGACGGCCCCGGCGCGGCUCAGUUCAUGACCGCCGUCGGCGACAUGGCGCGUGGGCACGCGGCGCCGCUGGUGGCCCCGGCCUGGGGCCGCGAGGCGAUCCCGAACCCUCCCGGCGCGGCGGUGGGCCCGCUCCCUGUCCCGACGGAGCUCCGGCUGCAGUACCUCGCCAUGGAUAUCUCCACGGACUACAUCGAGCACUUCAAGGCCCGGUUCCUGGAGCAGACGGGCGGCCAGCGGUGCAGCGCGUUCGAGGUGCUCAUCGCCAAGGCGUGGCAGUCCCGCACCCGCGCGGCGGGCUUCGCGCCCGGCUCCCCCGUGCACGUGUGCUUCGCCAUGAACGCGCGCCCGGCGCUGGCGCGCCUCGGCGGCCACGGCCUCCCGGGCGGGUUCUACGGCAACUGCUACUACAUCAUGCGCGUGUCGGCGCCGGCCGAGGCCGUGUCGGACGCGUCGGUGUACGACGUGGUGCGGCUCAUCCGCGAGGGCAAGAAGCGGCUGCCCGCGGAGUUCGCGCGGUGGAGCGCGGGGGACACCGACGGCGGGGUGGAUCCGUACCGGAUCACGUCGGACUACCGCACGCUGCUGGUGUCGGACUGGUCGCGCCUGGGGUUCGCGGAGGUGGACUACGGGUGGGGCUGCCCCGUGCACGUCGUCCCGCUCACCAACCUGGACUACAUCGCGACGUGCAUCCUGGUCCGCCCCUCCGCGCACAAGCCCGGCGCGCGGCUCAUCACGCAGUGCGUCGCCGCCGACGCCGUCGACGCCUUCCACAAGGACAUGAUGCGCCUCGACUGA